GAAAAAAAAAGAAAAAGACAAAAGGAAGAUACAGAGAGAGAAGGAAGGAACGAGCGCUGUGCCCCGACCCGCUCCGGGCACCGGGCCGGCCCUGGCGGAACAAAGCGGCUCCACCGCCGGCUCCGCACCCCGGCUUUGCGGAGAGGCCGAGGGGCGGGGAGGGGAGCAGCCCCGCUGGUGGCACCUCCGCAUCCCUUUUGUUAUUGAUCCUGGCAAGAGGAGGACGAAGAAGGCGAACAAUUUUUCUUUUUCCCCCUAAACGCGGCUCUUCGCCUCUGCAGCCCGCUGCCCCGAAUUAACGGGCGGAGGAGGGUUCGGAUGGGGGAACGGCUCUUUUCUCCCCCGAUGCAUCGUAAGUAACUUAAGUUGUUAUUUAUACUCCGUCACCGAGCACGGCGAUAACAUCUCCGGAGCGCUGGAGGCCGCGGCGAGGGAUGAGAGCCUCCCUUCCCCACCCGAGCAGGACGCCGCUCAGCUCCUAAUUCCCUCCGUUUGAUUAUUAUUUUUUUCUGAAUUGUUCCAUGCUCUGCUGCCGGAGGCGCAUCUGAACUGUAAAGGCACCGCCGAGGGGGCGAAGGGACCCGAGGGGACCGGCGGUGCGAGCGGCGGCGCCGAGGCUCCUCCGCCCCCUCCACGAUGAUGCUCAGCCCGGACCAAGCGGCCGACUCCGACCACCCCUCCUCGGCGCCCUCCGACCCGGAGUCCCUGGGCGGCGCGGACGGCCGGGCGCUCAGCUGCUGCGUCUCCGACCCGGAGCCCGCGGAGGGCGGCGGCGGAGGGGGAGGCGGGGAGGGUCGCGGCGGGGGACGGCCGGGGCUGCACCCGCCGCCGCUGAGCCGCGAGGAGAAGAGGCGGCGACGGAGAGCCACGGCCAAGUACCGCUCGGCCCACGCCACGAGGGAGCGGAUCCGCGUGGAGGCCUUCAACCUCGCCUUCGCCGAGCUGCGGAAGCUGCUGCCCACUCUCCCCCCCGACAAGAAGCUGUCCAAGAUCGAAAUCCUGCGCCUCGCCAUCUGCUACAUCUCCUAUCUCAACCACGUCCUGGACGUGUAACUCCCUCCCGACCCGUCGGCCCCGCGGAAGCCGGAACGGGGCGCGCCGCCGCCGCCGGUCAGCCCGGCCCCCAGAGCCCGCGGGCGGCCACGGGGCAGAGCGGGGCCCGGCGGAGGGCGCGGAGGGCUUCUCCUCGCUGUCGCGUCGCAGCGCUGCUUUAAGCAGAGAAGUGUAAAAUGGGAUCGUUCCUUCAGGCUGUCAAGUGCCCCUUUAUAUAUAUCCAAAAACAUCUUCUUGUGACCUUAAACGUGUGACCCGUGGGUGCGGUUGAAAAUAACUAUUUUUUAUUUAUGGUAGAAGGAGUUGACAAUUUAUUUUUUUCAAGACUUAUUUAUUUUUCAGAGUGGUGGCAAUUUUACUUUGGAUACUUUGUGCCAAUUGUUUUCUAUAGUCGGGUGUUUACACUUUCUCCUGUGGAACAUUACGUUCGUAAGUGUGCGUUGGGAUCGAGGCAGUGCUCUGUUUUGGUUUACUUUCUUGUUUGUUUGUUUCGCUCCGAUUAUAUUGCACUUGUGUGUGACAAACCUUCCCUCCCUUCCCGUUUCUAUUUUAUAUAUACCAAGACGUUUGUUGGCCUUCUUUUCUUUUCUGUGCGUGUGUGUGUGUGUGUGUGUGUGUGGGAUGGACAACCACUAGCACUUAACUAGGAGAGUUUUUUAAGACUUGUCGUUCUUCUGAUCUAUAGUUCCGUCUGAGAAGUACUUUGCAAAUCGUUUAUAAGGGAAGUAGUUCUUUUGUGGGUGUAUCGCUGCGUGUGCCUAUAGGCGGAUGUGUGUGGGGCUGAGCGUGGCCUGUAUGUGUGCGGUAUAUUUUUAGGAAAGGACUUUUUUUUUUCUUUUUCUUUUUUUCUUUCCUAAAAAAAAUAAAAUAAAACAAAAAGAA
Tympanuchus pallidicinctus (lesser prairie-chicken) is the source of this 1935-nucleotide messenger RNA. RefSeq names its product nescient helix-loop-helix 2 (gene NHLH2). Gene Ontology annotation, biological process: regulation of transcription by RNA polymerase II. Bases 637 to 1053 code for a protein of 138 amino acids. The transcript is spliced from 2 exons. Gene Ontology annotation, molecular function: protein dimerization activity; RNA polymerase II cis-regulatory region sequence-specific DNA binding; DNA-binding transcription factor activity, RNA polymerase II-specific. NCBI's taxonomy places the organism in Eukaryota, Metazoa, Chordata, Aves, Galliformes, Phasianidae. The record is from RefSeq and is a predicted model, not a curated record.